Xiphias gladius (swordfish) is the source of this 4880-nucleotide messenger RNA. It is a transcript of the gene b4galt5, whose product is annotated as UDP-Gal:betaGlcNAc beta 1,4- galactosyltransferase, polypeptide 5. Bases 526 to 1671 code for a protein of 381 amino acids. The record is from RefSeq and is a predicted model, not a curated record. The transcript has 9 exons. Gene Ontology annotation, molecular function: UDP-galactose:glucosylceramide beta-1,4-galactosyltransferase activity. NCBI's taxonomy places the organism in Eukaryota, Metazoa, Chordata, Actinopteri, Istiophoriformes, Xiphiidae. Gene Ontology annotation, biological process: glycoprotein biosynthetic process; carbohydrate metabolic process.
CCAGGUUACGCUGUUUAACGUUGCGAGCUCGUACAUGUUUGUUGAAUACCGUUAACGCCCACUUUAGGUAUUGCUCAUUUUGCGGAGGGCUAGUUCCAUUCAUAGGGCUGGUAAGCAGGCAGGCGAACCGCUGGAGCGGCCAAACACCAUCAGCGACAUAGUGUGUGAGCCAAAUGAUGGUCUCUCACUGAAAAUACCAGGCCAGGUUAAACCGCGCUGUCAUUGUCAGCCGUUUCAACAUCGGGCGUACGCUGAACUAAAAGCGAAACCACCCUCUCAGGCAUGGAUCUUAAACGUAUUGAUUGAAUAUUGGAGGUUCUCUCCUCUGCUCGACCUGCUGCGGAAAUAGACUGACUUCCUAGUCGAGUGGUUCCUCUCCGCUGCCGCAGACCGACCACUCCACUCGGCUCAUUUAACCCAGACCGUCCGCGGACUACUGGCCCUGGCAUCUGGACACAUCGGAACUGGUCUCUCGUCGUUGUAGAUACGCAAACGUGCCUGUGUGUGUUUUUUGCUGCCUGUAUAAUGCCGACACAUUUGCGGUUCCGGAGAAGGUCAUUCCUUGGGCUUUUAUUCCUUUUUUCACUGUCCACCUCCGCAUUGUACUUCAUCUACUCCGCCCCCGGAAUCGUAAAUGAGUAUGUGUUCAUGGUCCAAGCCAGAGGGAUCCAGAUCAGAGAGAAUGUGAGGAACAUCGGUGCUCAGGUUCUUGAGCAGGUGGUGAGAGGGGCUUACAGUAUCAAUGGCACAGAUUAUUCCUAUGACUUCAAUUUGAGCGAGAGCGAUGACCCUCCCACCACGUACCUCCCUGAGGGCUUCACUUACCUCCCCUCACAGGUUUGCCCUGAGAGGUUUCCUUCCAUGAAGGGCAAGUUGGAGAUGAAUAUGACUGAGGUAUCCCUGGAGGAGGUGGAGAGAUCCUUGCUGGAGGUAGAGCCUAGCAUAGCCCCAGGAGGCUACUGGAAGCCCAAAGACUGUUUACCUCGCUGGAAGGUGGCAAUCCUAGUCCCGUUCAGGAACCGACAUGAACACUUACCAAUCCUCCUCAGACACCUGGUGCCUGUGCUGCAGAAACAGAGAGUCCAGUUUGCCUUUUAUGUGAUAGAGCAGGGGGGCACAGAGCCAUUUAACCGAGCCAUGUUGUUCAACGUGGGGUACAAGGAGGCUAUAAAGGACCUGGAUUGGGAUUGUCUGAUCUUCCACGAUGUGGACCACCUCAUGGAGAAUGACAGGAACUAUUAUGGCUGCACAGACAUGCCCCGACACUUUGCGGUCAAGCUCGACAAGUACUCCUACAUGCUUCCCUAUAAUGAGUUCUUCGGUGGUGUCAGUGGCCUGACGGUUAAGCAGUUCAAGAAGAUAAAUGGAUUUCCUAAUGCGUUCUGGGGCUGGGGAGGAGAGGACGAUGACCUCUGGAACAGGGUGCAGUUUGCUAAUUUCACAGUAAGUCGACCACAUGGAGAGCAGGGACGCUACAUGUCAAUUCCACAUCAUCAUCGUGGGGAAGUCCAGUUCCUGGGAAGGUAUAGUCUACUACGCCACUCAAAGGAGAGACAGAAAGUGGAUGGUCUUAACAACCUAAACUACUCCCCCGAAGUAUCCAGGAGGCCUCUCUACACCAACAUCACAGUCAGCUUGAGCAGAAAGCUUGCACCUAUAGCUGACUACUGAUGUAGGCACAGCUGGACUGCAGACCACCUGGGAAUCAAAGUCCUCUGGGACAUCAGCCAUAUCUCACCAGUUGCAGCACUGCUUAGGACUUUUUAUUUGAUUGAUUCUUUGCUUUGUUUCUUUUGUUUGUAUGCAAAAAAAUGAAGACUCAAAUAAGUAUGUCUGAUAAAUCAUAUAAGAAAAUAGGGAUAAAUGCUGCACUUGUUUGUGCUACAGUCCAUCACUCCUCUCAUCUGGGCUUAUCUAGUCUUCAGUCUCCACAUGCCUUUUGCACCAUUUUGGCCUUCAGCAUCCAUUCAUUCAGUCAACAAUGAGUUCAGCCCUACACUAUUGUGCUUGUUUACUAAAAUAGGCCAUGAUACACAUGCACAUUCAAGUGCACGCAGACACCACACAUGCACGCAAACAACAGUUUGACUUACAUGUGCUGACAUGGUCCCUGAGGCUUUGAUUUUUUACACUUUCUCUUGCACUUCUUAUUUUGACAGAUGCAGUAAACCAUUAUAAACAUUUGCAUGCACACACAAACCACCACAGAGCAACUUUAACCUAGUGGUUUUCUGCAGCUGGUUCUGCAGAAGGUAUGCCAAAUCUUCAAGUGAAGAGAGCAAGAGACAAUGAUAUAAAGAGUGAGUGUUUGCAGUCAUAUAUAGCGUAUUUAAAAUAGUUUAUCCUAAGUUUGCAGAAUAGUAAUACCUUAAUCAUCUUUUCCCAACUAUAUUUUGUCCUGUGAACAUACCAUUUAAAGACUGUGAUGUUUGUGUUUGCAUAGUUGCAUUGGAUGUUCUGGCUGCCUGCUAAUGGCUGUAUGUAGGAGAGCAAUGCUCAUCCUGUUAGCAAUAAGCUGUAAUAUCAGACAGCAGAACAAAGACCUGACUUCCUCACUAUACAGAUGCAAUAGCACAGGUGCUAGCAUACCCUUAUUGGACGACAGAGAAGGACUGACUGCAUAUGCAAACUUCACAUUCAGCACGCUUUUGCCUAAGCAAACAAGCCACCCUUUUCAGAACCUGCAUGUGUCUGUGUGCGUGUCUGUGUGUAUAUAAGUGAGGGGGAGCUAUGCAAAUGGCCUGUAUGUAUUCCGUUGUUAGUGCAAGGUCUUCAGGAAACUUCAUCCCUGAAACUGCGACAGACUUGACUUUAGAGUCUGCCUUGUGUGUGGUGCGUAAGUCCAGGCCAGGGACAAAUAAAACAGUUGCCGUUUUAUUUUUAGAUCCCAUAUCCUCGAUGUUUACUCACCUUCAUUUUUACAGAAGAGAAUUGGAGGUAGAAAAUACUUGAUUGCUGUCACUGUCACUGGUGUUUACAGAAGCUUUUGCUUUGUUAUUUUUCAGAUUGUCUAGUGUUUGUAAUACUGUUAGCCAGCCAUCCUUCUCUGUGGGUGCUGUGAAAUCUCUUCAACAACGUAUCUAUGGCUGCCUUUAUUUUUUUAACUGACACUUCUGAGACAUCAGGUGAUAAACCACUGAUUAGCUCUGCUAUCUUGUAGCCAGGUUUCGGCCAAGGAGUUUCUUUGUUUAAAUCAGACUUUGGGUAGGUGGUCUCAGUAGAGUUUUUGUGGGAUGGCAUGCAGCCUAACUGUGCAUUGACACAGACUGAUAGCACUCUGGCAGUACACAGCAGUUGCUGAAAUGUCUGUUAUGUGUGUUUUUGACAGUGUUUAUUUUGAGUAAAAAACCCCAAUACUGUAAAUAUAGUUUGUUUAAGAAGCAAAACCACGCACACACAUACAGACACUCUCUCCUCACUGGCUGUCCUCUAGUCAUGCAGCUACUUCAUUUCACACAAAUCGCCUUGUAUACAUUUCUUAGGAUGUAUCUUUUGAGGAAAAUGUGGGUGGUUAACAAACUGCUGUGUUCCCUCAAUGAAAGAAGAAGUAAAGAGGCUGGACCUCAUUUUAUUUAUUUGAUCUUUUAUGGAUUAUUUUCUGGAAAAUUUGUUCAGUUUUUAUUUUUCUUGCAGUUGAUGUGAUGAUUUAGUGGGUGACAUACGACAGGCUGUGUUAGAUGCACUGAAACUUGUAGUUAUGUGUAUUUGUGUGAGAUUGUGAGGUUCAGGUCUGUGUAUACAGGGAGCUGUUCUAUUUCAUUCAGACGCAGAUUUCAUCUUCAGAAAUGAAAGGAACUGCUCGUUUUUUUGAAAUGGAACAGGACCUGUAGCCCGGUGUGUAUUAAUCUGCUGAACAGACACGGCCAUUUUGUGUGACAACCACAGGAAGAGAAAGACACCUAAUCAGAAAAUGCUAGUGGUCACUGUCUUUCACUGAGCACCUUUAUUCUAAUUGAUAAUCAAUGGUGCUGACCUUCCAGUACUCCUUCUGAGGGAGUCUCUUUCUACGUGCUUACUGAAACCAAUCCUGACAUCAUACAGGCUAGUAUCGAUAGGCAAAACAUCCUUCCAACUUUUAUGGCUCUUUUCAUUUAUUUCCAACCUGCAUAUAAGUGGCGUAGAUAUUCUGUUUUUUUACAUCCAUACAUUUGUUAACCUGACGCCUUUUAAUCCUGCCAGGUAAAGCUGAUAUGUGUAUUGUUCUGGUUCAUAGCCACAAGCAGAAGCACGUGUUUACCUCCUAGCCAGUCACUCAGGAGGUGCCCAGUGGAAGUCAUGGACAAUAGCAGCGUUUGUGUUAAGUUUUCUAUUCCACGUGUGUUUGAGUGAAAUGGCUAAACCUUUCAGAAGUAUAACUGUCCUUCAUCUAGAUUUUUAAGGUUUUUGUUAUUCAUUUUGUUUUCCAGCACUGAUAAGAACAUGAUUUAUAGUUACCUGGUUGUGAAAAACUCACAGGUUCUUUUCUAGUUCUUGACACUUACAUGAUACACUGUAUAUUAUCUCUUUUUUUUCUUCAUUGCUUUAAAUUAAAGGUAGAUGGACAUAUAGCAAAAGCCAAAUGGUUUUAUUUUGAGUGUUUAGGUGAAGAUUCAGACUCCAAGGGACCUUUCAAUAUAAGGAGGCCCUCUGGACGAUGUAGAUAUUCUUAGAGUCAAUAUUAGGCUCUAUGCUCAACAAUGUAGAACGAGCAGCUUCAUCACACCAUAUUCAAAAAAAUUAGUUUUCUGCUGCUGCCUGCUAGACAGCUUUGUCCACUAGAUGACUUAGUAACAGGAGCAAAUCAGUCUCUUGCUUUUAUCUAAAACUCUAAAUAUUGUUUUCAGUUGGUGAUAAGAGCAUGCUGACUAUUCUUGUUCCUGUUUUUGUUUUUAUAUAUGUGU